Molecule: messenger RNA, 1429 nt
Organism: Nasonia vitripennis (jewel wasp)
Lineage: Eukaryota; Metazoa; Arthropoda; Insecta; Hymenoptera; Pteromalidae
Gene: Or141
Product: odorant receptor 141
Exons: 9
Coding region: 28-1206 (392 amino acids)
Biological process (GO): detection of chemical stimulus involved in sensory perception of smell; sensory perception of smell
Cellular component (GO): plasma membrane
Molecular function (GO): olfactory receptor activity; odorant binding
Source: RefSeq, marked reviewed
AGAAGUAGUUCCAUUUGACGAAGAAAGAUGGAUAUUUACGAUACUUACGUUUUAAAUAUAAAUAAAAAACUUUUAUCUUUUGUCGGGAUUUGGCCUUAUGAAGAAAAGAAAAAAAAUAAAUUUACUCGUGUAUUUUAUUUAAUAACGAUGUUCUGCAUUAUAGUACCUCAAAUGAUAGGUUUUUACCAACAUUUUGGUGUUGAUAUUGACGAAUUACUAGAAAAUACAGGGACAAUUUUUUUCACCUUAUCUAUAUAUACGAAAUUAUUUACGUCAAUAAUUUUUGAAAACAAGCUGAAAAUACUGUAUGAUAGUGUAGCUAAGAAUUGGAAAAAUAUCACUGAGAAACAUGAACGGGAAAUACUCGUUAAAUAUUCUGAAAGAGGGAGAAUGCUUACUCUCGGAUACAUAACUUAUAACUUCGCAGCUGUCAUAGUGUAUACAACAAUGCCAUUAAUGCCGUUUUUACUUGAUAUAAUAUUACCGUUAAAUGAAUCACGACCUUCAAUGUUCAUAUUGAAUGGUCAAUUUUAUGUUGACAAACAUGAACAUUACAAAAAAUUGUAUGCUUUUGAUUGUCUCUGUAUUUUUGUCAUAGUUCCUGCAGCUUUAGCUGUAGACACCAUGUAUGUCGCUUGCACUGAACAUUGCUUAGGAUUAUUCGCUAUUAUAAAGUAUCGUCUAGCUAUGUCUGAUAAAUUCAUAUCUACUCGUGAUAUAUAUUUGACAGAAGAAAAAGAUUCUUCAUAUCGUUGGAUGAUCCAUACAAUCCGAAUGCAUAUUGACAUUUUGAAAUUUGCAAAUAUAUUGGAUAAAUCAUAUUCUUCAUCGUUUGUUAUUUUAAUGCUUAUUAAUACGGUAUACGUCAGUGUUUUAUGUGUAUUAGUGCUUAUAAGUCUUGAUAAGCCACUGAACCUCAUCAGAUACUAUAUGCUUUUGGUAGCUAUUUGUAUUCAUCUGUUUUAUCUCAGUUGGCCUGGUCAAAAACUCAUUGAUCACAGCGAGGGUCUUUUUAGAGACGCUUACAAUAAUCAAUGGUAUGAGGGUUCAGCUAAAUCUAAAACUUUACUUAAGAUUUUGACGUUACGGUGUGUGGAACCGUGUUUAAUCACAGCUGGAGGUUUAGUUACUAUGAAUUUCGCAACAUAUUUAACGAUCAUGAAGAAAUCAGUAUCGUUUAUAACCGUGUUUUCGUCAUUCAGAUAAAUUAAAAAUUGGUUGCUAAUGAUCUCCAUUUAAUGGCACUAUAAUGCAAUAUGAAUUUUCUAUGAUCUACACGAAAAUUCAUUUUCCGAACUGGUGCUUACAGAAAUAUAUUCAUAUUUGAUAUUUGAUUUUUGAACUUCCAACUGAAGCAACUAAUUUAAUGCAUACAAAUUAUUUAUUUUGUAAUAGUAUAAUCAGAGCAAUAUAUAUUUAUCAGUAAUGA